AUGUUAAUUUUAUUUUAUAAUAAUAAUAAACAUAUAAAUAUAAUUUAUAAUAAUUUAAAAUUCAUAAAUAAUUCAUUAAUUUCACAAUUAUUAAUAAAUGAUUUAAUAAAUGAUGAACUAUUAACAAUUAAUAAUAAAAUAUCAUUUCAAUCAUUAAUUGAUUUAAUUUUAAAAUAUGGUACAUUUGAAACAAUUUCAAAAUUUUUUAAAAAUCAUAAUAAAAAUAAUAAAAAUAAUAAAAAUAAAAAUAAAAAAUUUAAUUUUACAUUUUUAAAAUUAAAUGAAAAGUCAAUUAAUUUUGCACUUUCAUCAACAUCAAAUAAUAAAUUAAUUAAAAAGACAUUUUUAAAAUUAAUUUCAAAUUUAAUUUAUCAAAAUAAUAAUUAUAAUAAUAAUGGAAAUAAAAAUGAAAAUUGGGAAAAACAAUUAAUUAAUUUAUUUGGUAUAAUUUUUUAUUUAAUUGAAAUUGAAAAAUUAAAUUUCGAAGGUAUUGAAAUUUUUAAAAUUAUAAAUAAAGAAAUUAAAUCAAUUUUUUCAUUAUAUGGGUAUAAAAAUUAUUUUAAAUUUUUAAAUGAAUUUAAUAAUAUUAAUAUAAAAGAAAAUGAAAAAUCAAUAACUUUAAUUAAAAUUGAAGGAAUUAAAAAUAAAAUUAUUAAAAUUAUAAAAUCAAUAUUUUUUAAAAGAAUUAUAAUUGAUUACAAGAAAUUAUUAUUGGUUGAUAAAUAUUAUUGGAUUGAAAAAUCAAUUAAAUAUUCAAUUGAAUUUAAUGAUUAUAAAAGUUUAGAAAGAUUUGGUAGUGAUGGUAAAAUAUUGAAUAUUUUAAUUGAACAUGCUUAUCUUAAUGUUGAUAUUAAUUUAUUUAUAAUUGCAUGUUCAAGUUCAUUUCACCCAUUCAUUUCAACAAAGUGUCAAUUCAAUCCAAAGGUUUCUAUUGAAUUAUUAAAGAAAUUCGAUACUGGUACAAAUGAAGAUUUAAUUAAAAUAAUUGAAUUUUUAGAAACAAUUAUUCAAUUAUUUAAAUGUGAUGGUUCAUUUAAUGAUAAUCAACAAACAUUUUAUUUUGAAGAUGAAGAACAAUCAUUUAUUGAUAGAAACAUAUCAGUAAUUGAAUUAAUUUUAAAAUAUAUCUACACAUAUGGUAAAACAAGAUUAACAAAUGUAAUACUUAAUCAAUUACUAGACUUAAUUAAUUCAAUUGGAUUUAAAAUUAAUGCAAAUAUUUUAAUUGGUAAUUCAAUUUUAUUUACAAGUUAUCAUGCUUUAAAUAAUUUAUUCCAAUAUAAUGAUAUUAAUAUUUGUCAAAAUACAACUUUGGCUAUAUUGAAACAAUUGAAAAUGUUGAAACCUCAAGAACUCCAAAACUCUUAA
Messenger RNA from Dictyostelium discoideum AX4, 1368 nucleotides. RefSeq lists its product as hypothetical. Lineage: Eukaryota; Evosea; Eumycetozoa; Dictyosteliales; Dictyosteliaceae. The record is from RefSeq and is a predicted model, not a curated record. Bases 1 to 1368 code for a protein of 455 amino acids. The transcript has 3 exons.